Aspergillus fumigatus Af293 is the source of this 1272-nucleotide messenger RNA. RefSeq lists its product as uncharacterized. Lineage: Eukaryota; Fungi; Ascomycota; Eurotiomycetes; Eurotiales; Aspergillaceae. The transcript has 2 exons. The record is from RefSeq and is a predicted model, not a curated record. Bases 1 to 1272 code for a protein of 423 amino acids.
AUGCUUGGUUGGCGUGAAAACGGAAGCAGCAUUAUGCGACCACUGCAGCGGAUUGUCUUCAUUGUCAGUUGUUCGUUCCUGAUAUAUCUGGGGAUACGGCUUCGAGCCGGAGGAUAUGCCCCUGGCAGCCCCGCGCCUCCCUCGUUUCCUGGAGACAAGGGGCCAACGCAGCAGUCAUUUGGCAAUCUAUCAUGGACUCAGGCUCAAUGUGCUGCCGCUUUUCCUGGUCUAUUCGAUGAAAUCGAGGAUGCUGUUUCUCGCGGACCCUUCCCUCUCACAUGGCCACGAUUAGGAGAGCCGCUGCAAGGACGCAUCAAAGACAAUCAGGAACGGACAGCAGCGCUGAACCAGCUCUAUCGCGCCAUCGUCACGUCUCCAGAGCCACUGCCCGAUACGGUUUUCGCCUUGAAUAUCCAGGAUCGGCCGAUGGCACAGUCGUGGUCAUAUGCGCGUCCAGCGGAUCCUACGGCCACCAAGGCCGGGAGCUUUCUCAUGCCACACUUUGCUUUUUGGGCAUGGCCGCUCAAAUAUAUUGGAUCUAUGCACCGGGCUCUGACUGCGAUCACCGAGAUCGAAACCAAACAGACAUUUCAGGCCAAGAUUCCACAAGCGGUCUGGCGCGGCACACCGUGGUUCAACGAUGUGCAAAACCAUGAUCUGCGCAAGCGAUUAAUUCGGGUUACUACAGGCAAACCGUGGGCAGACGUCCAGUCCUUGAAAUGGGAAACCAACGGCCAGACAGCCAGUAACGGAUUGGCCAUUGAGGACUUUUGUCGGUACAAGUACAUCAUCUACACCGAGGGAGUCACUUACUCGGGACGGCUGCUCUUCCAUCAGGCUUGCCGCUCCAUCAUUUUGACGCCCCCCAUGGCCUGGAUGCUCCAUACCACACAUCUCGUGCGGCCGGUCUUUUCAAGCGCACUAUUGCAGACGACACCCAGUUGGGGACCUACCAAUCAGUCAGACCGCAUCCAGCGAGCCUGGCCAACUGAUCUUAGUGCCGAGGACGCCAACCUGGUGAUGGUCUCACCGGACUGGUCUGAUCUUGAGGCGACCAUCGCAUGGUUAGAGGAUCACCCAACAAUGGCCGAGGGCAUUGCCGACAGACAGCGUCAGCUGUUCCAUGACGGAGGAUAUCACAGUCCUGCCGCCGAGGCAUGCUACUGGAGAGCAUUGAUCAGGGGCUGGAGCAAGGUCGCUGAGCCAGAGGGCCGUGAGUGGAGUGAACACGAGGGCGUCAGAUGGGAGCUUUUCAGUCUUGGAGGAUUGUAA